Messenger RNA from Triticum urartu, 4501 nucleotides. RefSeq names its product disease resistance protein PIK6-NP. The record is from RefSeq and is a predicted model, not a curated record. Lineage: Eukaryota; Viridiplantae; Streptophyta; Magnoliopsida; Poales; Poaceae. Gene Ontology annotation, molecular function: ADP binding. Gene Ontology annotation, biological process: defense response to other organism.
CUCUGUCUCUCGUAUGGUCAGUCGGUCAGUCCACCCGUAGUCUUCGCUCUGCAUCAGCCCGAAGUCUUGGCUCUGCAUCUCUAGUACCGGCGCCGCUCUAGUACAGGCAGCCCAACCUAUAGAUCCGCUUGCUGGUGACCUCUUCCGGCCUCCGAGCUCAUCCCUACCAAGACGAAGGGGGUGGCGCCGCCCGUUGUGUGGAGGACGGCCGUUCUCAGCACCGGUGUCGACCGUGGAGGAGGAGAAGGAGGUGGCCGGCGGGUGGUAGUCGAAUAGCAAGAACCGGAGGCCCGGGCGGAGCAUCUCAGUCCAGUCCAGUCCAGUGAGAGCCUGACGCUGUUCUUUCGAGGGUGGAGAGAUUGUUGCAGAAGGUUCUUGGUCGCUGUCGAGGUGUACCACUGCGGCACCGCCACCAGUCAUUUUGCAGAAACGCCCAACUGACGAUGGAGACGACGGUGCUGAGUGUUGGCAAGUCCGUACUGAACGGAGCGGUUCGGUACGCCCAAUCUGCCAUCGCGGAGGAGGUGGCCCUGCAGCUUGGAGUCCGGCGUGAUCAGGUCUUCAUCACCAAUGAGCUUGAGAUGAUGCAGGCCUUUCUCAUGGCCGCAAAUGACGAAGGAGACGGCGACAGCAAGGUGGUCAGGGUCUGGGUGAAGCAAGUCCGUGACCUUGCCUACGAUGUUGAGGACUCCCUCCAGGAUUUCGCAGUCCGCCUAGAGAAGCAGCCCUGGUGGCGUAUCCUUCUGAAGGAUCGGCGCCAGGUGGCGAAGCAAAUGAAGGGGCUCAGAGCUAAUGUUGAAGAUGUCAGCCAGAGGAAUAUGCGCUACCACCUUAUCAAGGGCUCUGCAGGCUCUAAUCCUGCCAGCACCGAUGGGCAGUCUGCCAUCACCGGUGCCAUGACAAUGUCUAGCACAGAGGAUGCAAGGCGGCAGAGGGAGAAGGCAAAAGCAGAUCUUGUUCAACUGAUAAGGAAGAUGGAUGACCGCCUUCGAGUGAUAGCGGUGUGGGGAACAAGUACUGAUGUUGGGGAAACGUCCGUCAUAAAAAGAGCCUUUGAAGAUCUGAAGAAACACAACAGGUUUGAUUGCCAUGCUUGGAUCAAGGUGAUGUGCCCUUUUAAUUCAGUAGAGUUCAUGCGAAGCAUUAUCAGGCAAUUCUAUAUCAACCUUCUGCAAGACCCAGUAGAAAAUAUGGAUGCCCAAGUACUGAGGGGAAUGGGAAUGAAGAAGGAGAAUGAUUUGGUUGACGAGUUCAAGUCUUAUUUGAAUGAUAAGAGUUACCUAAUUGUGAUUGAUGGCAUGUCUACCACUGAAGAGUGGGAUCAAAUUAAACCAUGCUUUCCCAAUAACAAGAGAGGAAGCCGGAUUAUAGUGUCAACAAAGCAAGUUGAAGUUGCAAGCUUAUGCGCAGGGCCACAGAACGUAGCACCAGAGCACAAGCAGUUGUCCAUUGACCAGAAUACUCUUUAUGCUUUCUUUGAGAAGGGUUCUCAAGAUGGAGAUUCGACGGAGGUCGGGUCUAGCAGCACAAAUUCAACCACCACCGCUAGUCACAUCUUGGUGAAUAACAAGAUACUCACUCGCAUGGAGACAACGCUAGCAGCAUUUAAGGAAUUUCAGCUCAUCGGGCGAGAGAAAGAAAAAUCAGAGAUUAUCCAACUAGUCACAAAUGGAGAUGGCCGCCAAUUUGAGGUGAUCUCUGUGUGUGGAAUGGGUGGUCUUGGAAAAACCACAGUAGUGAGAGAUGUUUAUCAAAGCCAAGAGCUCAGAGGCAAGUUUGAGAAGUGUGCUUGUGUUACAAUUAUGCGUCCUUUCAAUUGCGAUGAACUCCUCAAGAACUUAGCUGGGCAGUUUGGAUAUGAGGAUGUGGCAGAUAUGGUCAGACAUUUAGAAGGAAAGAAAUGUUUGAUUGUUCUAGAUGAUCUAUCAUCCACGAGAGAAUGGGAUGCAAUCAUCCCACAUUUUACUGCAUUGGAAACAUCAAGCCGGAUCAUAGUCACCACAAGGGUAGAGGAUAUUGGUAAACAUUGUUCAAAGAAACGUAAAAAUAUAUACAAGCUCCAAGGUCUGGAACUCAAUGAUGCACAUGACCUCUUCAUACAAAAGGUUUUUGACAAGACUAUGGAUUUGGAUGAGCAGUAUCCUGAGUUGGUUGAACAAACAAAUAUGAUUUUAAAGAAAUGCAAGGGACUUCCCCUUGCAAUAGUCACCAUAGGUGGUUUCCUGGCAAACCAGCCAAAAACAGCCUUGGAGUGGAAGAAACUGAAUGAGCAUAUUAGUGCUGCAGAGUUACAGAUGAAUCCAGAGCUUGAGGCCAUCAUAACAGUCCUUAAUAAAAGUUAUGAUGGUUUACCAUAUCAUCUCAAGUCUUGUUUCUUGUAUCUUUCCAUCUUUCCUGAGGACUAUAACAUUAAGCUCAAACGUUUGUUGCGGCGGUGGAUUGCUGAAGGUUACCCAGGUGUAGUGCGCAACAAGUCUACAGAGGAAGUAGCAGAGAGCUACUUCAUGGACCUCAUAAGCAGGAGCAUGCUUUUGCCAUCCCAAAGAUCAAUUUGUGAUGGAAAAAGGAUUGGCUCCUGCCAAGUCCAUGAUCUCAUCCGUGAAAUCGGCAUCUCAAAGUCGAUGGAAGGAAAUCUUGUUCUUAGAUUGGAGGAAGGUUGCAGCUUAAACACCCAGGGCACAGCACGCCACCUUGCUAUAAGCAGCAACUGGGAGAGAGAUCAGAGUGCAUUCGAGAGCAUAGUGGACAUGUCCCGUGUACGUUCAAUAACGGUGUUUGGAGAAUGGAAGCCAUUUUUCCUUUCUGACAAGAUGCGGCUUCUGCGAGUGCUGGACUUGGAAGACACGACAGGUCUAGUUAAUCAUCACCUUGAGCAUAUCGGGAAAUUUCUUCACCUAAGAUACCUUUCGCUAAGAGGAUGUGAAUCUAUCUGUCACCUGCCAGAUACAUUAGGUAACUUGAGGCAACUGGAGACACUAGAUAUCAGAGGUACCUCCAUUGUGAUGCUACCACAAACGAUCAUCAAGCUUCAGAAGCUACAACAUCUCCAUGCUGGGUUUCCAACAAAAGGAAAUUAUUUAUGUACAAGGCAUCUGCUGCACACGUAUGGCUUCAACCAGCUUGAUGCAUGCACUUCUUUAUGCUGUGGUGCCGCAACUCCUUGUAUCAUGAUGGACAAAGAUUAUGGUGGUGUUGUGUUGCCAGGAGGGGCCAGGAAACUGAAAUCCCUGCACACUAUAAGGGGUGUGCACGUUGCAUAUGGAGAUGCCGUUAUACAGGAGAUUGGAAGACUCAGCGGGCUACGCAAGUUAGGAGUGAUGGGCAUCAAUGAGAAAAAUGAUGUAAAGUUUUGUUCAGCCAUUUCCAAUCUUAGCCGCCUAGAGUCAUUAUCAGUGCAGUCAGACAAGGGAUGCCUAGAUGACAUUACCUCGCCUCCGAAGAACCUCCGGAGCCUCAAACUGGAGGGCCGCCUGGGCGUAUUGCCAGAGUGGAUCAAGAAGCUUCAGAAUCUUGUGAAGUUAAAGCUGAGCUUCACAACAUCUAGCCAGGUUGAGCAGGACGCUGCUAUGGAAGUCCUGGGACAUCUGCCAAACCUAUCCAUUCUCCGACUGCCGGGGUGUUCAUUCAAGGGUGGAGAGCUCCAUUUCCAAAAGGAUGCUUUCAGAAGCAUUGUGGUAUUUGAUGUCGAAGGCUUAGGGGGGAUCAAGUCGGUGAACUUUGACCAAGGAGCAAUGCCUGAACUCGAGCAGCUCAAGGUCACCGAUGCUUGUAAAAGAGGUGGAAUUGGGUUCUUUGGGCUGGAUAUCCUCCCAAGCAUCAAGGAAGUCUUGCUCAGUGUUCAUUUCAAGAUGGACCGUGCUGGGACGGAGUUAGAGAGGGAAGCACGGCUCAAGGAGCAGUUCCGGACCCAGCUUGCUAGAAAUCCAAAGAAACCCAUUCUAAAGAUGGAAUGAACUAUGAAGCCUGAACUGUCAGUGAGUGACUCGAUGAUCAUGCUACUGGAGAUAUUUCCUGCUUUGUUUACUCUUCCAAUUUUUCCUGUAAAAAAUAAGGAUGGCUUAAGGCAUGGAUAUUAAUUUACAUGUGUUUAAUUAUUCAUGUAACUAGGAGCCUGAAGAAACCCAUGAAGAUGCAAUGAGCUAUGAAGUCCGCAUUCAACCAUGCCCGAGUUAUGAUGCCACUGGACAAUACUUCUUCCUUUCAUCUUGCAGUUUGUUGCUGUAAAGUAAUAAUGGGUUAAGGCCUGGAUGUUAAUCUACAACCUUGUGAUGUGUUCCGUUGGAUGGAACAUGUGUAAAAUGUAAUUGGUUGUGCUUCUUUCUGAAUAUGCAAUGAACUUUUGACCUGAUGAUCAAGGAAAAAUAUUAUUCUAGCUGAUAGGUUUCUUUCUGAAGAUGGAAGAAAGUAUGACAUGAUGAUCUUCUUUCUGAAGAUGGAAUGAACUAUGACCUGAUGAUCUUCUUUCUGAAGAUGGAAUGAACUCAUAGAAACAUAUUUUGUA